Messenger RNA from Salvia miltiorrhiza (redroot sage), 1170 nucleotides. RefSeq lists its product as uncharacterized. The transcript is spliced from 3 exons. The coding region runs from base 444 to 1013 and encodes 189 amino acids. Lineage: Eukaryota; Viridiplantae; Streptophyta; Magnoliopsida; Lamiales; Lamiaceae. The record is from RefSeq and is a predicted model, not a curated record.
UUCGGUUAAUCUAAAUAAUUGACCGGGUUAAUCGAUAUCCAAAAUUUAUGAAAAACUGAUAAACAAACUUGAAUCAAUAUCCGAAAUUUUUGGUUAUUGGAUAACCAAAUGCGAACGGUUCUAUUUGGUUAUUGGAUUAUCCAAAAUCCGAUAUCCAUUUAGACAGCCGUAGACACCAUGUUGAGAUAUGCGAGGUUUAUAUAACAUAUUAUUUUUUUGAAAAAAAAAAAGAUUCUUAUUUUUUAUGUUGGGGCAAUGUGAGUUGUGUGACUUGAUCCCUAUAGCUAUAUGUUAAUACAAAAGGUAUGGAUGUUAUCGAAGAGACAAUAAUAUAUAGAUUCUGAAUAAACAGAAAAGCAGCAGAAUAAUUUUAUUUGAGAUGAAGGGGAAGAAGCGAAGAGGAAAAUUCCAAAAGUGGGCACAGGAUCCUCGUCAAUUCCGUCAUGGGACUGGCUGAAAAGAAAUGCCACGCAAUUGAUACCGCGCAUCAUCUUUCCUUUUCGCAUGAUUUCCUUACCACCCUCUCCAGAGCAGCAGCAGCAGUGAUGGCUAUGCUACACAGAAUAAUUAUUUCUGUGAGUGUGAUUGUUUUGUGUUGGACGACGGCGUCGGGCUCCAUUCAUGAGCUGCUGAGAAGCAGAGGGUUGCCGGCGGGGCUAUUUCCGAAGAACGGCGUGAAAUCUUAUGAACUGAGUGAAGAUGGGUUGCUGCAGGUGUUCCUGGAGAGCCCCUGCGUGGCCAAACUGGAGACGAGGAUAUCGUUCGAGAGCGUGGUGAGAGCGAAUCUUAGCUACGGCGGGUUGAUGGGAGUCGAGGGAUUGUCUCAAGAAGAGCUCUUUCUCUGGCUGCCUGUCAAGGAUAUCAUCGUCUACGAUCCUUCCUCCGGCCUCAUCUUGUUCGAUAUCGGCCUCGCUCACAAACAGAUGUCUCUCUCUCUCUUUGAAGAUCCUCCUCUUUGCUAUCCUCGAUUUGGGUUGAUGGACCGCCGCUCUGGGUUUCGAGUCCAGAGAUGAAUGUCUCAUUUCUUUCCCCCCUGUUUUGGCGUUGUUCGAAUUGAAGACUGCGUUUUCUAAUAUACGUACGUCUUUGUAGAAUUGUAAAAACAUGGAUGAUGCUAACUGCACAUUUUUUUGAGUUGAAUGAAAAGAUUCUGGCUCUGAUUUUCAUCUA